UAUCAGUUUUUAUUUCACAUCGGUUUUCAUUUUCCAGAAAAAUUCCAUUUGCAUCAUCGAAUUCCGACUUGGCGACUGCCUGAGCUUCUCACCGUUCUACGAAUCGAAGACGAAACCCCAAAUUCAGCCAUCACGAAGCAUACCUGUUGUACUUUGGGUUUUGUGGUGAUCUGGAUCCGCGAAAAUGGUUUCCUUUGAGAUGAACGAUCGCAAAAAGAUUGGGCUAGGGUUGACCGGAUUUGGAGUAUUUUUCUCAUUCUUGGGAAUCAUUUUCUUCUUUGAUAAGGGAUUAAUUGCCAUGGGAAAUAUCCUCUUCUUCUCAGGGGUGGCCUUAACCAUUGGUCUUAAAUCAUCCAUGCAGUUUUUCACGAAACGUACUAACUUUAAGGGAACUAUGUCAUUUGGUGCAGGCUUUUUCCUGGUUGUUAUUGGGUGGCCUAUAUUGGGGAUGAUUCUUGAGGCAUAUGGAUUUAUUAUACUCUUCAGUGGGUUCUGGCCAACGUUGGCAGUUUUCCUGCAGAAGAUACCUAUUCUUGGGUGGUUACUUCAACACCCCUUUGUCAGAUCGAUCUUUGACCGUUAUAGGGGAAAACGUGUACCUGUAUAAUUUUAGUACAGAAAUGUGCAAGGAAGCAAUACUUGUCGACCCUCUUGUAAGAAUAUGGAACUUGUUUCUAAUCUCAAAAAAGAAGCUUUAAUCAGGAGACUAGAUCGCCAUUGUCUUUGGAAUGUAAUGUAAAAUUCUUCGGCGCUUUUCAGGAUGAACACAAUUUGUUUUGUUCACAGUUGAUAAUAUGGGUUACUUAAGUGCCUUAAUUGCACCCUUUUUGGGCUAAGCUUUUCUAUUUGUGGAUAUUGUUCUUUUCUGUUGGAGUGGAGGUGACAAUUAUGUUUCCAC
Messenger RNA from Ipomoea triloba (trilobed morning glory), 898 nucleotides. RefSeq names its product vesicle transport protein GOT1-like. NCBI's taxonomy places the organism in Eukaryota, Viridiplantae, Streptophyta, Magnoliopsida, Solanales, Convolvulaceae. Gene Ontology annotation, biological process: endoplasmic reticulum to Golgi vesicle-mediated transport; retrograde transport, endosome to Golgi. The transcript is spliced from 7 exons. Bases 185 to 607 code for a protein of 140 amino acids. The record is from RefSeq and is a predicted model, not a curated record.